GAGGCUGGCUGAACAGAGGAAAAGAUCAGAGUGAGGAACAAGAGGCUGUUAGCAGUGGGAACUCACCAUUUGUCAGUGUGCAAAAAACUGGACAAUGGCUUAUUUCAAGAAUAUGAAUGUCGUCAACGCCACCGCCUUGCCAAUGGUGCCCGUGGACGAAGGCCCGGCAUACGGUGCGAAGCAGUGUGCCGCGAGGAGGAAUCUGGCAGACUAUGUGCCCUGUAUCCUUCGGGACCCACAGAAACCGUCUCUGGGGGAGCUGGAGUUCGUCCAGCACAUGGCCCUCUCAGGCUCGUGCCUCGUGGGCUCCAUCCACCAGGUGAACGAACGGAUUGCUGAAGUGGACCUGAUCCCCAAACCCCUGGACAACAUCCUGGCAUUUGAGAGACAUGAGUUGGAGAAGAAGGCUUUAAAAGAGAAAAGCCACCGCAGCUCAGAAGACAGAGACAGGAGUCAAAGAAAAUCCCCAGAGGUUUGCAGUGGCUCAGCAAUCAGGAAUGUCAGAGCCACCUCUAUGAAAAGGAGAACGGCAGACAAGAAUCUGCUGGCCGAGCUCUACCAGUACCCCCAGUUUGACGACUCCAUGCCGAACGAGCUCCCGAACGGGGUGGACUUCUGCGAAAUGGUGGGCAACGUGGUUCGCUCCGAGAGGAGCCUCUUAACUGGCAGGUUCUUCUGUUCGCUUAAAGACUUAGAGACGUUCCUUUCUUCCCCUCCUAUACGGGCCAUCUGGCUGGACAGCUUCUGGUGGAUCUUUCAUGAGAGGUAUCAGCAAAACAAAGAAAUCCAGAAUAAGCUGUUCGACCGGAUAUCCCAACAGUACACUUUGUUUUUGUUUCGUGGGUCCGGGCCCCACUAUGAAGAGGCGAUUCUAAAAAGGCUGCCGUCACUUCUGAGUAAAGGCCUGUACACCAGCUUCAGCUGCAGCUUCCCACAGUCCUGGCUCAACACACACGAAUUCAAGUCUGACAUCUGUAACACCGUCAGCCUGUGGAUUUCUGGUAUCUCUCCGAGCCCGCUGAGCUAUGACAGUUGGGACUACUCAAACCUGGAUCCGGAGAGAUUCAGGAGGGAAAGACUAAUAUCGAGGAAGACACGCCAGAACAAGGGUGAGGUCCCACUUAUGGACUUCGGUCCCCUUUGCCUGGGAAAAGAGAUGUCCUUCUUCACUCAUAAUGUGCACCCUCCUUACAAGUCUGGCCACAGCAGGAAAGCCCCCCAAUCUCAGCCUACUGAUGGACAUCCAGAUAGCAAGAGGAAUUCCGACGAAACCACGCAAUCACAGAACACCACGAAAGAUUUCUCUAACCUACUCCCUGUAGCAUCUCCCAAUGAUCCGAAUCCACCCAGGUGUUUUCACACUAAUAAGAAACAGAGAUCUACCUUGGCUCACCAACUCCCAAUUAUUAUUAUUACUAUUAUUUUUGCUAAUAUUACUUUGACAGAUCAUUGUCAGACUCAAGUCUCGAAGAAAUCUACACAAAUCAGGAAAAUAUCAGAAGCAAGAUUAGCUGAGAAUAUGCUUCCUAAGUCCCACCCUGCCUGCAAAAUCCCUGCGUUGACUUCAAACCACUUCAACCUCUACGGGAAGAGUCCCCUGGUCGUUUACUUCCUGCUCAACUACGCCACCCUGAGGCAGUGUGGCGGAGACGUGCUGAUCACCAGGAGGGAGAUAACCAAGAUCAUCCCAUAUCCUUCCCUGCGUCCUCUCCCCCGAAGCAAGGCACCCACCAACGGGGAGGGGUUUUCCUUGACCUUGAAAGUCACUGAGUCCAGCCUGACCUACGCGGACGUCAUCAGCCUGACCCUGUGCCGCAUGAGGAAGCGGAAGGACAACCUCAUGCAGCUGACCAAGUUCCGCUGCAGUGAGUGGACGUACUUCGACAUGUACCUGGCGGAGCUGCAGGACAACUUCCUCAGGGACAUAAAGGCUUUAGACCAAAGAGAAGCAGAUAAGAAAAGGGCAAACCGCACAUUCAUCCCAUCUUCCGUCUUCAUUGAGGAAACCCUCGCGAAGAAACAUAGAGAAGACCUGGAUAAGGAGACCGAAUUUCUUUUAAGGAGGGAAAAAGAGGAGGAAGAGAGAUAUAAGUGGAAUGACUAUUCCCUCCCACGUUCAAGUCGUGACGAAAAGUUCUUUGAUGAUUCUGAUGUCAGGUAGGUAGAACAACAACAGGAGGAGAAAACGAAAAUUGUGGCCAAAGACUGAAAAAAUAAAAAUGAUUCCCAGGAGAAAGAAAAGAGUUCAUUAUAAGUUUUUUUGCAGGCUGAGUGAAAAACAGGAGUGAGGAGUUUUUCACUUGGGUGACUACAUUUUCUCAUGCACUUAGUCUUUUACCCAUUAUUUUAUAUUAUAGCUAACAAUAUGAAAUUAUAAUAU
Molecule: messenger RNA, 2380 nt
Organism: Pipistrellus kuhlii (Kuhl's pipistrelle)
Lineage: Eukaryota; Metazoa; Chordata; Mammalia; Chiroptera; Vespertilionidae
Gene: FAM227A
Product: family with sequence similarity 227 member A
Exons: 17
Coding region: 95-2161 (688 amino acids)
Source: RefSeq, a predicted model, not a curated record